Molecule: messenger RNA, 3124 nt
Organism: Sander lucioperca (pikeperch)
Lineage: Eukaryota; Metazoa; Chordata; Actinopteri; Perciformes; Percidae
Gene: cmah
Product: cytidine monophospho-N-acetylneuraminic acid hydroxylase
Exons: 16
Coding region: 209-2002 (597 amino acids)
Molecular function (GO): 2 iron, 2 sulfur cluster binding
Source: RefSeq, a predicted model, not a curated record
GGGAGCGUGUGCGCGCGUAACGGCGAGGACGCGUUACGGACUACAAAAGUGGCAUUUGACGACUCUGCAAAGCAACGGCGACUCCUUACCGUUUCUCUCGGGAUAAAACAGCAUAUUUUGGGGUUGGUCUGGCCACUCCACAAACAACUGCAUCUCUCUCCAAAAGAAGCAAGUUAAUUCACUCUAGAUUAAAUUAGCAAGAGGUAAAAUGACCUCUCAAAGAGCGAUGGUGUUGCUUUCACUGGAUGCUGAAGCAGUCGGCUCACUCAAAGACGGAGUCAAUUUCCAGAAAAACCCAGAAGACAGAAAAUGUUACAUCAUUUACAAGACCAGCAAUGGCCUUAAAGCAUGCAAGAACCAAUGCAAACACCAGGGAGGCUUGUUCAUCAAGGACAUUGAAGACCUGGAUGGAAGGACUGUUAAAUGCACUAAACACAACUGGAAGUUAAAUGUGUCAACAAUGAAAUAUGUGAAUCCACCUGACAGCUUCUUGCAGGAUGAGUUGGAAGUAGAGAUUUUGGAUGAUGGGGGGCUUCAGCUGAUUGAGUUGAGCCCCAUCGACCCCUGGCUGGAUGACCCUCGAGAGCCUCUGGAGCUCCAGGAAGGAGAAGUCAAAGUGACGUACUUGACCCACGCCUGCAUGGAGCUGCAGCUGGGGCCGAGGCGCUUCAUGUUCGACCCGUGGUUGACGGGUCCUGCAUUUGCCAGAGGCUGGUGGCUUCUCCAUGAGCCUCCAGCAGACUCCUUGGACAGACUGUGCGCAGCAGAUCUGAUCUACAUCAGCCAUAUGCACUCGGACCACCUCAGUUACCCCACACUGAAAGUCUUGUCAGAGAGGAGGCCAGAUGUCCCCAUUUAUGUGGGUGACACAUCGAGAGCUGUCUUUUGGUAUUUGGAGCAAAGUCAAGUCAAGCUGACCAACAUCAACGUUGUUCCUUUUGGAGUCUGGCAAAAUAUUGACGAAGACCUGAGAUUCAUGAUCCUGAUGGAUGGUGUGCAUCCAGAAAUGGACACCUGCAUCAUUGUUGAAUAUAAAGGUCACAUGAUCCUGAACACUGUGGACUGCACCAGGCCAAACGGGGGCCGGCUACCACAGAAUGUGGACUUAAUGAUGAGUGACUUCGCUGGGGGUGCAUCUGGAUUCCCCAUGACGUUCAGCGGGGGGAAAUACAGUGAUUCCUGGAAGGAAGACUUUAUCAAGAACGAAAGGAAGAAGCUGCUGAAUUACAAAGCUCUGUUGGUGAAGUCCCAGCAGCCGACGAUCUACUGCCCGUUCGCUGGCUAUUUUACAGAGGCUCAUCCAUCAGACAGAUACAUUAGGGAUACAAAUGUUAAGAACAGUGCAGAGGACCUCAAUGCGCUCAUCAAUAAGCUUGCACCAAACAUCAAGACAUGGACGCCCAAACCAGGAAGUGUUCUGGACCUCGGCGUCGCUCUGAGAGACCCCACUAACAGUGAGGCCAUCACCAAUCCUCCAGCUGGUGCAAAAAUCUACAAGGACAGUUGGGAUUUCGACUUGUAUGUGGAUGAACUUAACAGCGCCAUCAGCUGUGAGAUAUUUAAACAUCAAAGCUGGAUCCAGUUUUAUUACACCUGGGCAGGCUUUCAAAACUACAACCUUGUUGUGCGGGUGAUCGAGACAGAUGAUGAAUUUGAAACCCUAACUGAUGGCUAUGACUACCUGGUGGACUUUUUGGAUCUGUCGUUCCCCACCAAGAGGCCUGACAGAGAGCACUCCUACAUAGAGGUGAAAAACCGGAUUGGGGUGAUGAGAUACGUGGUGCUGCACGGCCGUCUCUGGGAUGAUCUGUACAUUGGCUUCCAGAACCGCAUAAGCCGAGACCCGGAUAUUUACCACCACAAGUUCUGGAACCACUUCCAGACAGAGUUACCAGUUGACAGGCCAGACUGGGACCAGUUCCUGCAGCAGGAGACUUCCAUCCAGGAGCCUGACACACCACAAGAGGAGCCAAAUCAAUGGAGCUAUUGUGUAGUGUUAUGAUAAGGGUUCAAAAUUAGCACCAUCCACUAGCCAAAUUCUGGUAAAAUAUGCAAGUGGCUGGUAGAUUUGCUUCACUUACCAGCCAAGGAAACAAUGGUAAUCUAUUGAAUGGCUGGUAAAAUUUUCACAAAACAUUCACUAGCCAUUUUGCUGGUGGACGAAAAAGGUAAUUUUGAACCCUGGUUAUGAUUAUGUAUUAUUGGCAUAUGAAGAUCAAGUAACAGAUUUUUUUUAAUAUUAGAUUUAUAACUUCCAUGCCAGCUGGGUAAUACAUUACAACAUUAACAUUAGAUGUCCUUCUGGCUGCAGUAGUUGUGUUACCAUGGUAAUCUUAGAACUUUGAUGUUUGCAUUAAUCAUUGUUAGUAUGUGUCUUUGCCAAUCAUAUUUUUAUGUUAGUAAAGUGAAGUUUAUUGUUGGAAAGCCCAGUUUCACAUGAAAUGUCCCAACAGGCUGUUCAGGCCCAAAACAUGAAGCCUUGCUGACACAGCAGAAGUUCAAUAAGAAGACGAGCUUCAGAAUGAGGAAAAUCCUCUAUUUUACCGGGCAGUUCCUGUAUUUUAUCUGUUAUGUUUGAUUUGUAACCCUGUAGGCUGUGUGUUGGUUAUGGAUUUAUGUAUUAGGUAUGAUCAGGUAAUGGGUAUGUAUGGGCCACUAGUCCAUAUUUUAGAAGUACUGUAUGUGGAGUCUUGGUGUUUUAUCUGAGCAUAGCCUGAGUGUACAGCAAUAGAGAACACUGGGUCGACAUCACAAAUUUUACCUGGAAAUGAAAAAAAGAAAUACGUAUGUUAAAAAGAAAAAAAAAUAAAUUUGUAUCAACGAUAAUACUUAGCCCAGGUGCAAACCUUCAUCAAUCAAGUGAAAUCUUUGCUGUGUGCUGCUCAUAGAAAGUUCCACAUCUAUAUAUGUAUUUAAUGUCAUCCAUGAAGUGUACUUUAUACAGUCAACCAAGUGCAAUGAUACAGUAUGAGGGUGUCAGAGUUCAGGGAAGUGUAUUAAUCAUGUCAUUUAUUAUUAAUAAUCAAUGGAUGCACUGUCAAAUAGAAAACAUGAUGAUUAAAGUGUUUGUGGUGUUCCUUGUUGAGCAUUUAUUAACACCGUCAGUGUGUGACCACAGAAAAUG